Messenger RNA from Spea bombifrons (plains spadefoot toad), 945 nucleotides. Its product is annotated as olfactory receptor 52E4-like. Gene Ontology annotation, biological process: G protein-coupled receptor signaling pathway. The coding region runs from base 1 to 945 and encodes 314 amino acids. The transcript has a single exon. The record is from RefSeq and is a predicted model, not a curated record. Lineage: Eukaryota; Metazoa; Chordata; Amphibia; Anura; Pelobatidae. Gene Ontology annotation, molecular function: olfactory receptor activity. Gene Ontology annotation, cellular component: membrane.
AUGGAAAAUGGUUCCAGUGUCGGCACAAGCCUUGUCCUUCUUGGUAUCUAUGAGAUGGAAGAAUUUAAAUACCUCUACUCUGGGUCCUUUCUUGCCCUCUAUUUAUCAAUAACAAUGCUGAGUUUGAUGAUCGUGUUUGUGAUUUUGACCGAAGAAAGCCUUCAUGGACCCAUGUACAUCCUCAUCUGUAAUCUCACCCUCAACGGGAUUUUCGGAACCUCUGCUUUUUUCCCCAGACUGAUUUAUGAUCUUUUCAGUUCAUCUAAAACGAUCUCCUAUUAUGGUUGCAUUACCCAAAUGUACUGCAUUGUGACUUUCACCUAUUUUGAAAUUUGCACUUUUACAAUCAUGGCAUAUGACAGAUACUUGGCUGUGUGUCACCCAUUACAAUACGUCAUCUUGAUGACCAACGAGAAGACCCUGAAGGCCAUCUUAGGGACCUUGGCCACCACUUUAAUAGCCGUGUUCAUAGCUGUGCUUCUAACGAGUAGGCUACCUCUUUGUGGGACACAGAUCAAAAAUAUAUUUUGUGAUAAUAUGUCUAUCGUAAUUCUUUCUUGUGUAGAUUCCACAGCAAAUAAUCUCUAUGGAACCAUUUCCGCUACGAGCUUCUUACUUGUUACCUCAUUAGUAAUCGCUUAUACAUAUUUUAAGAUCUUUUUGGUCUGCAUUAAUCUCUCCAAAGAUGGCCAUAACAAAGCUUUUCAUGUUUUGGUAACACAUUUACUUAACUUUAGCAUUUUUUUAAUAGGAUUACUAUUUUCGUUUGUUCGGUAUAGACUAAAUAGCGCCAACUUGCCACUUUCUCUGCACGUUCUGCUUUCCAUAACCAGAUUUGUGUACCCACCUCUUUUGAACCCUCUAAUCUAUGGGUUACGAACAAAACCACUGAAAAUUAAAAUUGUUUAUCAUUUUUCAAAGAUAAGUAUGAUAAAAAACAUUUAA